This is a messenger RNA of Oncorhynchus gorbuscha (pink salmon), 2979 nucleotides long. Its product is annotated as sodium-dependent phosphate transport protein 2B-like. Gene Ontology annotation, cellular component: vesicle; apical plasma membrane; brush border. The transcript is spliced from 15 exons. Lineage: Eukaryota; Metazoa; Chordata; Actinopteri; Salmoniformes; Salmonidae. Bases 478 to 2445 code for a protein of 655 amino acids. Gene Ontology annotation, molecular function: sodium:phosphate symporter activity. Gene Ontology annotation, biological process: intracellular phosphate ion homeostasis; sodium-dependent phosphate transport. The record is from RefSeq and is a predicted model, not a curated record.
CUGAGGACGCCGCACGUACGCUUGCCGACAUCACCAAGGCCGAGAUAAUUCCUUCGGACAGUCAGAGAGAGAGAGAGAGGGAGGGGGACAGACUGACUGACUGAAGCAGGUUUGUCUCUGAGGUGUCGACCUGACUGACUGCUGUCUACCUGAAGCAGGUUUGUCUCUGAGGUAUCGACCUGACUGACUGCUGUCUACCUGAAGCAGGUUUGUCUCUGAGGUAUCGACCUGACUGACUGCUGUCUACCUGAAGCAGGUUUGUCUCUGAGGUAUCGACCUGACUGACUGCUGUCUACCUGAAGCAGGUUUGUCUCUGAGGUAUCGACCUGACUGACUGCUGUCUACCUGAAGCAGGUUUGUCUCUGAGGUAUCGACCUGACUCACUACUGUCUACCUGAAGCAGGUUUGUCUCUGAGGUAUCGACCUGUCAUCACUAGCUGCUGAGACCACAGACACAGAGUGCCUCUGCUUCAGACUAUGGCUUCUCGACCUGAACUAGAGGACCAGAAAUCCACAGAAUCCACAGAGAAGAACAAAGAUGAUCAACUCAGUGAGAACUCAGAGACAGAAGAAAAGGCUUUUUCCAUGGCGCCGGCCCAUUCCACUGUGGCCCUGGUAGAGACGGGGUGUGAGGGGGAAGACGACCCGUGGAAUUUACCAGAACUACAGGACGGAGCGGCAGCAUGGUCAGAUCUAGACACCAAGGGGAAGGUGUUGAGGGUGGUAACGUCGGCAGGGAAGGGACUUCUGCUGCUGGGGUUCCUGUACAUGUUCAUCUGUUCACUAGACAUCCUCAGCUCUGCCUUUCAACUGGUUGGAGGUAAAGCAGCAGGUGACAUCUUCACAGAGGGCUCAGUGCUGUCGAACCCUCUGGCUGGUCUGGUCAUAGGAGUACUGGUCACUCUGCUGGUUCAGAGCUCCUCUACCUCCUCUUCUAUAGUGGUCAGCAUGGUCUCCUCUGGACUGUUACAGGUCCAGAUGGCUGUUCCUGUCAUCAUGGGGACCAACAUCGGAACUUCCGUCACCAACACGCUUGUUGCCAUGACGCAGGCUGGCGACCGCAACAAGUUCCGCAGGGCCUUUGCUGGAGCUACGGUUCAUGACUUCUUCAACUGGCUGUCCGUGCUGGUCUUCCUGCCUUUGGAGGUGGCGUCGGGUUACAUGUACGAGCUGACCAAGCUGAUGGUUGACUCCUUCAACAUCCAGGGUGGAGGGAAGACUCCAGAACUCCUCCAUGUCAUCACCGACCCUCUAACAAAGGCAAUCAUCGAGUUGGACAAGACAGUCAUCAGUGGUAUUGCCACAGGAGACCCGGCUGCCAGGAAUAAGAGUCUCAUCUUAAAAUGGUGCAAAACAUUCACCAAUGUGACCCUGAGGAAUGAGACGGUCCCCGGGCCAGAGAACUGCACCUCCCCAGCCCUCUGUUGGUGUUCCCAGGACCUCUGCUACACUCUACAUAACAUCUCAGAGACCUACAACAUACAGACAUGUAAUCAUAUCUUUGUGAACGUGGACCUGUCUGACCUGGCGAUAGGCCUGAUCCUGCUGGCUCUGUCUCUCCUGGUGCUGUGUUCCUGUCUCAUCCUCAUCGUCAAGCUGCUCAACUCCAUGCUGAAGGGACAGGUGGCGGUAGUCAUCAAGAAGGUGCUCAACACAGAUUUCCCGUUCCCCUUCGGCUGGGUGACUGGUUACAUCGCCAUCCUGGUCGGAGCUGGAAUGACCUUCAUCGUCCAGAGUAGUUCUGUCUUCACCUCCGCUAUCACUCCACUCGUUGGUAUUGGUGUGAUCAGCAUCGAGAGGGCGUACCCUCUGUCGCUAGGGGCCAACAUCGGCACGACGACCACGGCUAUACUGGCAGCCAUGGCAGCACCUGGAGACACACUGGCCAACGCUCUGCAGAUCGCUCUGAUUCACUUCGUCUUCAACGUGUCUGGUAUCAUCUUGUGGUAUCCAAUCCCUUUCACCCGUAUCCCCAUCCGAUUGGCUAAGGCCCUGGGUGACAUCACGGCAGAGUAUCGCUGGUUCGCCGGCGUCUACAUCAUUUCCUGCUUCUUUCUCCUGCCCCUCUUCGUCUUCGGCCUAUCGAUGGCCGGCUGGAAGGUGCUGGUUGGUGUGGGCGUUCCCAUAGUGGCCUUGUUGAUCAUCAUCAUUAUAGUGAACGUGCUCCAGGCACGGCUACCCAGCUGUCUCCCCACGGUACUGCACUCCUGGGACUUCCUGCCUCUCUGGGCCCACUCCUUAGAACCCUGGGACCGCGUGGUCGCCGUGGUAGCCGCCAAAUGCUGCUGCUGCUGCAAGUGUUGCCAGACCGGACUGGAGGAGGAGGAGAAAGGAGGAGGAGGGCAUUUCCUGGAGAUGUACGACAACCCUGCCAUAAUGAACGGUGUUGACUGGGGAGAAAAGAGGGAGGACAAAGAGGAUGUCUUGAAAGCAACGCAGCUUUGAUGCGCCGCGACACUUCGUAACCGCUUCGUAUAGGCAUUAUAACCUGUCUAUAAUGUGAUUAUGGUCUUAUGACUCUUCUAUAACAUGGUUAUAAAGGUGCUAUGUAGGGUUACAAAAUUACAAGAACUAUUCCAAAAUUCCCUGCUUUGUUUUCCGAGAAAUCCUGGUUAGAGGAUUCCCAGAUUUCCUGGUUAUGUCCUCGUAAUUCCAGGAAUCUUCUAAACAGGAUUUCUGGGGGGCAGGACAUUUGGGGGAAAUUACCGCAAUUUUGCAACAAUAGUCCUAUGUCAUGUCCUAUGUCAUGCCCUAUGUCAUGCUUAUGAGAUGUUAAACGGUGUUAUGUCAUAUUCCUAGAUAUCAGUCCGGAGCUACGACCUAGCAGCUCGUAAAAAUGGUCGCAUAUGAACAACGUACUAAUAAUAAUAAUAAUGGAUUGGAUUUAUAUCGCGCCCUCUCUCUACCAACUGAGGGAUUCAAAGCGUUUUACAUAGUAAAGGGUGAAACUCACCUCAUCCACCACCAAGGUGUGGGUGA